Messenger RNA from Hippocampus comes (tiger tail seahorse), 2486 nucleotides. RefSeq names its product erythroferrone. The transcript has 7 exons. Gene Ontology annotation, molecular function: hormone activity. The record is from RefSeq and is a predicted model, not a curated record. The coding region runs from base 199 to 1170 and encodes 323 amino acids. Lineage: Eukaryota; Metazoa; Chordata; Actinopteri; Syngnathiformes; Syngnathidae.
UGAGCGUCUGGCAGAUAAAAGAAGGAAGCGACAGUUGUGCCAUGAUGAUGAAGAGCAGAGGAGAAAGUGAGCCUUUCCACCUUUCUUCCCACGGAGCGAGUGGUCCAAACAUGAAGAGAUGGCCGUUCCCUGUUGGAUGUCGCACGAUGAUGAUGACGAUCACGAUGGUGACCAUGAUCGUGAGCAGCAGUCAGGAGGAUGCGGUGCUCAAGGAUGAUCAGGUGGUCCAGGAUUGGCCGCCCUUGGGCAACUCUCCAGUUCCGCCACCUUUACCACCUUCGCCACCUUCGCCUCGGACUUCCUGGCUCAUGUUCAUCAACAACUCCGACAUGCGCAAAAGCUCCCGAAAACUGGAUAAGAGACCUCCAAGACCUCGUGGCCCUUCGGCGCCCCGACUGCAUUCAAAACAGCUCAUCGACGACUUGCACGGCCCGCUCACCGGUAGGGUCACAGCCAACCAAUUAUGCUAAGCUAGCACAGUGUGUCCGUGAGUCGGCAUGUACAUGGAUGUGGGCGUGUCUGUGUGUGUUUGAAGCAGCGUAUGCAAGUGCGCAUGUGUUUGUGAGUGCAAAUGUGGAUUUGUGUGUGUGUGUGUGUGUGUGUGUGUGUGCAAACAUUUCUUCUCAUCAGCGGCCUGCAUUCCUUGUCAAUGCCUCGCGUGUUGCAGGCGUGUCUUCCAAAGUGUUUUGCGAGUUGUGCAAGUGCCCCCCUCGAAUCUCCGCCUCCUUCUUUGGCCGCCUCCCCCAAGUGGUGCGAGUGGCUCGUCGCAGCCUGAUGGAGCUUCACCCCUUCAGUCAGGCCCCGCCCUCCGUAUGUGCUUUUCAACGAGGUCGCAGCGUCAACAAUACCCACGGACGCUACACUGCCACGAUAACUGGAUUUUACCUGCUGAGUGCCCGCCUCCGCCUGAAGUCAAGUGAGCGCGUUCAGGUGCGACUGCACGAGAGCGUGAAGGCGGCCAUCUGCGUCGAGUCACUCUGUCACACUAAACUCUCCAUUGAGUCAGUGGUGGGCGUGGCCAGUGUGGGAGCCGACUUCAGCAUCACUCUGACCGGAACACUCUUCUUACAGGCUGGCGAGUACGCGUCCGUCUACGUGGACAACGCCACCGGCGCCAACAUCAGCGUCUUGCCUGAAUCGUUCUUCUCCACAAUCCUGCUGGGAAGUUGAACCCGCAUCACUUCCUGUCGAGCGCCGUUGUCACUCCUGCUGGAUAUGGUCUAACUUUGAUGAAGUAGUUGAGCGGGCCUUUGUGGGUGUUCGUUUCUUGCACGACAAGCAAGUGCAGGCUGUGUGGGUUGCCUGACGUCUGUCUUUCCCGCAAUUCGCAUGGGUCGGCUUGCACGUGCCGCAAAAUGACUUGCUUUUACAUCUUCACGAUGCUCACCAGCAGCUCGUUUUGUCCAAAAGAUAAAACAAACGUUCCUGUCUGGAAAACAUCUUUAAUAAAAAAAUAACACACACAAAAGUUACGAGUGUUACACUUUGACGUUUCACAGAUAUUUGCUUUCAUGACAUAAUAACCAUUCAGGCUGCAACUAACGACUAUAUUUAAUAAUCUGUCGAUGAUUGCUUUGACUAAAAAAUACAAAUCCAUCCCUUGUUUCCUAAAACAGGACAUGAUUUCAAAUUCACAGUGCAGAAGAUAAAUUGCGAACAGAAGUUGACGAUUCAUUUCCUGGUUUGGCCCAUUACAUCCCUUCAUAAAAUCGGUGAAAAAUGUUGAUGACGCUUGUCCACAUAAAAGCAGAUACUUUCAAACAUCUUCGUCAAAAAAGACGUAAUCAUGCUAUGCAUAAACAUGAAUGUUAGUGUCAUUUACGAUUUUUAGUCAAUAUAUAUGUCGACACAGCUUACCUAUUGAAAUGUUUGAUGCGCCUUUGUUGUCGCACUUUGUCUUGUUAACGUUUGAAUUUUGUGCAUUUGGAACAUUGACAUCGUUUCAGUCUGUGUUUGCUCAUUUUUGUUAUCGGAACUUGCUAAUCGAGCCGCAUUUACUAGCAUGUGUGAAACAAAUUCAUGUAGAGGCCCAAAAAAAGUUAACGAAUGCUGACGGUUGCUGUCUCAUACACAAGUUAGCACGUUACGCUUGGGUUUCAAACCCUUCUGAUUUUUUUUGUAGUCCACAUUAAAGCUGGAAUUUCGAACAUUUUUAUGUUUUAAAACUCAAGCCACUACUAGUGGAGAUGAUACAAUGCUGGUUAAGCCUUCAACAUUUUGCUGUAUUUUUCAACAUUAGAUUCGGUGUCUGUCCACUAAACACUCACAAACACGCUCCGAUUUUUUUGUAACGACUGCAACUGUCGGUGACUGAGUUAACAUAAUUACCACGUGGCUAACAAUUAGCGGGCUCGUUCCCUUUCGUUUGCAAUAAAACAAACUCAAGGCAUCUUCUUGUAAUGCAGUCUUCCACCAGAGGGGGGCGACAGAACUUAAGUUGACGAUAGUCAAUUCAACGACUACUCGGUAACAUUAUUGAUCCUUUU